This is a messenger RNA of Dreissena polymorpha, 1086 nucleotides long. RefSeq names its product putative inactive phenolphthiocerol synthesis polyketide synthase type I Pks15. Bases 1 to 1086 code for a protein of 361 amino acids. Lineage: Eukaryota; Metazoa; Mollusca; Bivalvia; Myida; Dreissenidae. The record is from RefSeq and is a predicted model, not a curated record. The transcript is spliced from 7 exons. Gene Ontology annotation, biological process: fatty acid biosynthetic process. Gene Ontology annotation, molecular function: fatty acid synthase activity; 3-oxoacyl-[acyl-carrier-protein] synthase activity.
AUGGCGGAAGCACAAGAUGUGGUGAUAGUAGGCAUAGGCUGCCGGUUUCCGGGAGCAAAUAGCGUACACGAGUUUUGGCGACUUCUGAAGAACGGAGAAAACCAUGUGAUCGAGGUGCCACCAGACCGAUGGAAUAUCGAGACAUUUUACGACGCAGACCCCAGCACGCCUGGCAAGAUGUACGUUCGACAGGGAGGCUUCAUUCCUGGCGUGGAAGAUUUUGACAACAGAUUCUUUCGUAUCUCGGACGAGGAGGCCCGCAUGAUGGAUCCGCAGCAGAGGCUGGUAUUGCAGUGCGUACACAUGGCUCUGGAGGACGGCGGUAUCACUAGAGUGGAGCUACAGAGGGGAAAAACUGGGGUGUAUAUAGGCUCGAUGACGUACGACUACAACGUGCAGGCCAACGAGGAUGUAACUUCUGCUGGCCCGUACGCUGUGACCGGCAAUCACUUCAGUAUCAUCAGCGCCAGAGUGUCAUACAUAUACAACUUGACAGGCCCAGCCAUGACCAUUGACACGGCUUGUUCAUCGUCUCUGGUUGCCAUCAACACAGCAUCUCAGGCUUUAUUGCAAGGUGAUUGUGAUAUGGCGAUAUGCGGAGGAGUGAACUGUUUGUUCGAACCGAAUGUGUUUGUUGCGCUGUGCAAGGCACGAAUGUUGUCUCCGCACGGCCAGUGUCAAACUUUCACUAAGCACGCCGACGGCUAUGCACGUGGCGAGGGCUGCGGAAUCGUCAUUUUGAAAAGAAUGGACAAGGCAAUUGAGCAGAGCAAUAAAAUAUGGGGCCUGAUUCAAUCUGGAACCAAUCAGGACGGACAUAAUGCCCAGCCAAUCAGUGCACCCUCCGGCCUUCAACAAGAGAAACUGAUGGAAGAGUUAUUUACAAAACACAAAUUAGACAGAAGCAAAAUACAAGUUAUCGAGGCACAUGGCACUGGAACUGCAAUUGGUGAUCCAACAGAAUGCAGGGCUCUUGGAAAAGUUCUCGGUUCAAAGAAAUUCCGAAAGUAUAUCGGGUCAGUGAAAACCAAUAUCGGUCACCUUGAGGCUGCAGCAGGAGUUGCUGGUCUGAUCAAGGCGACGUAA